Messenger RNA from Zasmidium cellare ATCC 36951, 765 nucleotides. RefSeq lists its product as uncharacterized. Lineage: Eukaryota; Fungi; Ascomycota; Dothideomycetes; Mycosphaerellales; Mycosphaerellaceae. The record is from RefSeq and is a predicted model, not a curated record. The transcript is spliced from 3 exons. Bases 1 to 765 code for a protein of 254 amino acids.
AUGACUUUGCCAUCCAGAUCUUUGGGCCUGAUCGCCUGCGCCGCUGCCCUUUGCAACAGCGUCGGAUACAACUGCCACCCAACCUGCAUUCCCCCAAGCAUCCCGGCCAACGAGUCAUCCAAGCUGAGCUUCGGCAAAUACUACGUCGUCCUCAACCUCGACGUCGAGAACGGCGCCGUCAUCCCCUACGAGAACAACACCGCAGGCAAAGCCUGGAUCUCCAACCUCGCCUGCUGGAUCCAUGCCGUGCACCGACAAAGCCCUCCUCCCCUCUCCAUCUACACCGCCGUCGCGUACGUCAACUCGCACAAGCUGGAGCUCGGAGUCCAGAGCGGCGAGGCGGUGCCGUUUGUGAGGAACGGAGCCCCUGAGCUAUUUGGCGCGGCCGAUACGAAGACAACGAAGAUCUACGAGAGGUUCUAUGUCAAUGAGACGGCGGGGGAUGUGGUGUUGCCGAAGGCGAGGUUCUACGCUGGGGCGGGUAAUCAGCUGGAAGAGAUUUUGAGGGCGCAGAAGAUCGAUACGGUCGUUUUGAGUGGGAUUGCGACGAGUGGGGUGGUGCUGGCGACGGCUUUGAGGUUGUUUGAUUUGGAUUAUAAUGUGUAUGUCGUCCUCAAUAAUACUUUUCAGGCGGGUGCCAAGACGAGCAAUCAGGAGGUCAACGAAGUUAUCUUGACGGGGAUUUUGCCGCUGUUGCCGGUCAAGGUGAUUACGUUGGAGCAGGCUGUGGAUGCACUUGGACGGAGCGGCCCGGCGAAGUACUGA